AUGUCUGGAUCACAAGAAAGCCAAGCUUCUAGCCGACCGUCAACGUCUGAUCCGCCCCAGCAAGACGCGAUAGCCCUCUUCGACCUCCAUCUCAAGUUCCUGUCCGAGUCAUACCUCAGCUUCUUUCUGGAACGACGGAGGGUCGAGGAGCAUUAUGUGGAGGCGUUGCUUCGGCUACACCGAAAGGUCAAGGCGGCGGAUACAGUUCUAGACGACCCAGGGCGUGGAGACUCCAGCACGACAAGGGCUGCAUGGAACGAGAUCAGGGACAAUGUGGCGAGAGAGGCCGAUACGCGCGUGGCGUUCCUUGGUGCAUUGACGGCCGACGUUAUCAACCCUCUCAUGACACUUAGGGAAACCCAAGACCGCAUCCGGAAGCGUAUCAAGGAGGAUCUCAAGGACGCUGUGACAGCACAUACCGAUUAUUCAGAGAACGUGCUUCCCCGUCUCAAACGGAACUACCUCAGGAAAUGCCAAGAGGCAGAGCUCAAUACCCAAUCUCCUCUUUCACCUACAGAGGGUCACUUUGCUGUACCCCCGCACUCUGCGGGUGUUAAGCCAAACCCCGGCCUCUCGGCGCGCCCCGCGAUAAUCACCGCCCCACAGCCGCUGCGUCCCCUCGACCGAAGGCCGUCAGUCGGCGGAACGUCUAACCAUGUCCGCUCUCCAUCCACGAGUACAUCAUCAGCAUUGCAGGACCUGGCUCACCAAGGAAAGAAGCAGCUCAACCAGUUGAUGACUUUCCUGGACAAGGGAGGAAACAUGAAGGACCUUGCGGGACGGUCGGACAAUGCGUUGAAGAGCGUGAGAGCGAAGCGGGAUGCAGAUGAAGCAGACCGGGAAUAUCGGAAAGGCGUGCACUGGCAAGAGACACUCCGUCUCCGGAGAGUCAAGAUACUUGAGUCGGGGUACAAUAGCUUGGAAACCUUCGUCCACGAGAAUGCGGAGACAGUGAAGUCUGUGCUUCAGAGGUAUACCGACAACAUGGUUGCCACUUGCGCAACGCAGUCCCAAAUCUGCGAACACGGCCGACGCUCGGUCCAACGUAUAUCUUCCGCACGCGACAGCGCCAUCGUCGGAUACAACAUCCCGCGCCUGCUCGCCGCGGCUAUUCCCAAGCCCGUGUAUUACUACAACUAUAACGUCGGAGAGUGUAAGGACUUGAUCUUCGGCGUGAGCCUCGUGGACUACGCCACGGCGAGGAAUCUGCAGGGCGCCGAGGGUGAACAGGGAGUGCCGAAGAUCGUGCGGAUCUGUGUUAAGGAAAUUGAUAAGAGGGGCUUAGAGUGCGAGGGGAUCUAUCGAGUGUCUGGCAAACAUGCGAGCGUGCGGGAGCUCCAACACAAGGUCGAGCGGAACGAAUCGGCCUUCCAGUUCAAUCCCGCUAUUGACGAUGUAUAUGCUGUAGCAUCUCUUCUGAAGAUGUACCUUCGUGAGCUUCCUGAGCCUCUGUUCAGAUUUCCACUGCACGAACGGCUAGCUCAUAGCGAGGAACUCGAGGAGCACCGAGGGAAUGACUUCCAAGUCAUCCGGGGCAAGAUUCGCAGAUUGCCCAUGGUGCAUCAGCAAACACUGAAGGUCCUUGUCGAGCACCUCGCACGUGUAGUCGCACAUGCAGAGAGGACCAAGAUGGAUGCUAAGAACCUCGCGAUUGUCUUCGGCACGGUCAUUUUCGGCGAGGAUGAGAUGCCAAAGUCUGGUGGCGACCUGCUCGCCGUGCACUCUUGGAAGGAUACGCUGUGCGAAGACCUCAUCAGUAAUGCGCAUAUCCUGUUUCAGCCUACGGGUUCGCCUCAGCUUCUGUCCAUUGCCCCGGCCUCUUCACCCCUCCCAUCCCCUGGCUCACCAACUUCUGGAUCUCCACGGGUCAGAGCAUCAUCCCAAGCAUCCAUUCUGGGCCCAAUGGGACCGCCCGUGCUUCCAUCCGGCUCAUUAUCACGUAGCCCGCGACUCGGACGUUCUCCGUCUCUCCCUCCACAACGCUCGCCUCCGUACUCCCCAGCGCUUGUCAGUGCGCGGGGGCCUCCGCCAGAAGACUUCCGGCCGCAAUUACCGCCGCGACCGACAGGCAGCAUCCACCCAUCACAGCGGUCUGCA
Molecule: messenger RNA, 2097 nt
Organism: Rhodofomes roseus
Lineage: Eukaryota; Fungi; Basidiomycota; Agaricomycetes; Polyporales; Fomitopsidaceae
Product: RhoGAP-domain-containing protein
Exons: 15
Biological process (GO): regulation of GTPase activity; signal transduction
Cellular component (GO): cytoplasm
Source: RefSeq, a predicted model, not a curated record